AUGAUAAUUCAAUGGAUGAUCAACUGGUUAUUCAAUGGAAAAAAUAAGAAAAAGGCAAAAGAAACUGAAACAGAUUCAGAACCAUCGAAAAAAGGAAAAAAGAAGAAACCAAGUAAAGAAGAAAGUGGCGAAGGGGAAGAUGAUGAAGAAAAUAGUGGGACACAAGUUACAAAAACAAAAUCUGUAAUUACAAAAAGGAAGGGGUUGAAGAAGAAGGGAAAACAAAUGAAUUCUCGAAUGCCUAAACAGAACAAAUGCCGCUUUGUAAGAUCCAGCCGAUCGGAAGGAGACAGAAGUCACGUUGGCAGUAGAGUUGAACAAUCCCUCCAAAUCGGUGCUCAUUUCGAUUGGCUCUUCGGUCGUGAAGACUGGACGAGCUGUGGUUUCUGGAGCAGCGGCGGAUUCCUCGUUGGUCUCAGCUGGUUUCUCCUCAACUGGAAUCUCUUCAACUGUGGUCUCUUCAGCUGGGAUCUCCUGUGGAGCUUCGUUUGGAACAGCUGGAACUUCCUCAGCUUGUGGAGCGGCUUCGGUGACCUCUGGAGCAGCAGUUUCAGGAGCAGCAGCCGCAACGGUAGUUUCCUCGGCAGUUGGAGCGUCCGUCACUACUGCUUCGGUGGUCUCAACGACGACGACUUCAGUGACAACUUCUGGGACAUCAGUCUCGGCAGGAAUCUCAAUAGUUGUUCUACUUUUUUACUGUAG
Molecule: messenger RNA, 702 nt
Organism: Caenorhabditis briggsae
Lineage: Eukaryota; Metazoa; Nematoda; Chromadorea; Rhabditida; Rhabditidae
Exons: 5
Coding region: 1-702 (233 amino acids)
Source: RefSeq, a predicted model, not a curated record